Molecule: messenger RNA, 1113 nt
Organism: Suhomyces tanzawaensis NRRL Y-17324
Lineage: Eukaryota; Fungi; Ascomycota; Pichiomycetes; Serinales; Debaryomycetaceae
Product: cysteine protease
Exons: 1
Molecular function (GO): protein-phosphatidylethanolamide deconjugating activity
Source: RefSeq, a predicted model, not a curated record
ACCAGUGAGCCAGUGACCAUUUUGGGCAAAGAAUAUUCCGACAAGCACCAGUAUGAGGAGGAGAUCAAAUCCAAGAUCUGGCUCACGUAUCGGUUUGGGUUUGAGCCCAUUGCCAAGGCAGAAGGAGGCCCCCAUCCGUUGUCAUUCAUCCAGUCGUUCCUCUUCAACAAGAGCGUGUUGUUCAGCGGGUUUGGCCAGCUCCCCAACCUCAUCGACAACGAAAACUUCACCAGCGACGUGGGCUGGGGCUGUAUGAUCCGAACUUCCCAGAGUCUUUUAGCCAACUCGUUCCUCCAUUUGGCUGAUGACUCCAAGGGGGCCAAACACCGGAUCAUCCAGCUCUUCCGAGACGACCUACAGUCGCCGUUUUCUCUCCACAAUUUCAUCAGGGUGGCCUCAGACCUGCCACUUAAGGUAAAGCCGGGAGAAUGGUUUGGUCCCAAUGCUGCCUCGCUAUCGAUCAAACGCUUGUGCGAUAACUUGGAGCACUCCAACGAGCUAGCAGGCGUUCCUCGCAUCAGAGUGCUAAUCAGUGAAAGCUGCGAUUUGUACGAUAACCAAAUCGACGAUCUUUUCUCACAGAAAGUCGAUGGCUUGCUCGUGUUACUUCCCGUACGACUUGGGAUUGAUCGCAUUAACCAAUACUACUACUCCAGCUUGAAACAACUAUUGUCAUUAUCCUCUUCCGUUGGGAUUGCAGGUGGCAAGCCCUCCUCUAGUUACUACUUCGUGGGUUACCAGGAUUCCGAUCUCAUUUACAUCAACCCACACAACCCCCAGCCUUUCCAGCAAGAGAUCAAUUACGACACUUAUCAAUCCCCCACCUACCAGAAAUUGGGGUUCAGCGAUUUGGACCCGUCAAUGAUGAUCGGGGUAAUGCUCAGAAACCAGUCGGAAUAUGCCGAGUUUAAGAGUGUUUGCCAGGAAGGUAGCAACAAGAUUGUGCAUUUUCACCCAUUGGCUAGAAGGCUCUCCAAGAACGAGCAGACUCGCAAGAAUUCUGGUUUUGUGAAUAUACAACACGAAGAUGUUGAAUCCGAUGCCGAAGUUAUUAAUGUGGGCGAAAGAAAGGAAAUUGACGAUUUUGUCGAUCUUGGCGAAGAAGAAUUCAGC